CAUGCCUGUCUGGAGAGCGAGGAACCACACAUUCCUUCCUGGGCAUUACGUACACUUGAGCCCCUAGGUUCCAUUUCAGAUCACUAUGCCCUGAGCCUCCAUAGACUUGUCCUGGCUCCCCGUCACUGAACGCUGGGGUGGUCAAGGGUGCACCAGUGGAGGGAGCAGGAUGAGUGAGUACUUCUAGUUCAGCCUGCAGGGAGGCGGUUCUCAGCCUACCAGCCUGUUUCUUUCUUUCUUUUUUUUAAUUAAAAUGAAAUGCACAGAAUUUAAGUAUACUUUAAGAUGAGUCUUGACAAAUGUCUGCAUCUUUGUAAUCCAUAUCCUUAUCAAGAUAUGCAACAUUAACCUUAUACCAGCAAGUUCUCUCCUGCCGUACCUCCAAUGCUGUCCAGGCAAAACCACUUUUUGGAUGUCUCCAUUAGAGAUUAAAUUGGCCUGUUCUAGAAAUUCCUGAGAGAGGAAUCAGGCCGUAGGUAUUCAUCUCCGCUCAGCUUAAUGUUUUUGUGAUUCAUCCAUGUUGUUGCUUUAUCUGUGGCUUGUUCCUUUUCAUCGCUGUGUAUAUUCCAUUGUUUCACUGUGCCAGGGGCCGUUUGGCUAUUUUCUUGUUGCUGAACUGCUGGGCUCUUUCCAGUUUGGGGCUGGUAUGAAUAAGGCUGCUGUGAACAUUUGGAUACAAGGCUUUUUGUGGACAGAUGUCCCCAUUUCUCUGAGGUUAAUACCUAGAAGUGCAAUUACGGGAUUCUAGAUCGGGUUUCCAAAACACCGCCAGACCAUUUUAUACGCUUGCCCCAUAAGUUGCGAGGUACCUGGUUGCUCUUCGUCCCUGCCAACAUUUGGUACUUUCGGCCUUAUUUCCUUCAAGACAUUCCGAGUUCCCAGGGGCUUCAGUCUCACACCUUCUACUGGGGCAACAAUGGGCCAUCUCCAACAGGGACGGUGCGGCUUUGCCCUGGAUGCCUGACUGCCACACACCUCCAGAGAAUCACGGUGUCUGAAAAGUGGAAGAGUGACAAAAGAAGAACUCUCCCCGUCGAGGCUCUGGUCCACGGAGGGAAGAAGGCAAUUUCCUAAUUGGUACCAUAUACAUCAGAUGGAUGGUUUCUAGCCUGCUUCCAAACCCCACCUCGGCUGAGUGCUGGGCAGCCCUUCUACAUGAUCCUAUGACUCUUGAUAUGGACGCAGUCCUGUCAGACUUUGUUCGGUCCACAGGGGCAGAACCUGGUCUGGCCAGAGACCUGCUGGAAGGCAAAAACUGGGACCUGACCGCCGCUCUGAGUGACUAUGAGCAGCUCCGACAGGUGCACACAGCCAACCUGCCGCAUGUGUUCAACGAGGGCAGGUGCCCCAAGCAGCCAGAGCGAGAGCCGCCUCAACCCGGACACAAGGUGGAGCGGCCCUGCCUGCAGAGACAGGACGACAUUGCCCAAGAAAAGCGACUUUCCCGGGGGAUUUCCCACGCCAGCUCAGCGAUUGUCUCCCUGGCCCGGUCCCACGUGGCAAGUGAGUGCAACAAUGAGCAGUUCCCCCUGGAGAUGCCCAUCUACACGUUCCAGUUGCCAGAUCUGAGCGUGUACAGCGAAGACUUCAGGAGCUUCAUCGAACGGGACUUGAUCGAGCAGGCGACCAUGGUGGCUUUGGAGCAGGCAGGUCGCCUGAAUUGGUGGUCCACUGUGUGCACAAGCUGCAAACGGCUUCUUCCUUUGGCCACUACAGGGGACGGAAACUGCCUUUUACAUGCAGCCUCUCUGGGAAUGUGGGGAUUUCACGACCGGGACCUGGUUUUGCGGAAAGCUCUCUACACCAUGAUGAGGACAGGGGCUGAAAGAGAAGCCCUAAAGCGGAGGUGGAGGUGGCAGCAGACGCAGCAGAACAAGGAGUCAGGGCUGGUGUACACCGAGGAGGAAUGGGAGCGGGAGUGGACGGAGCUGCUGAAAUUGGCAUCCAGCGAGCCACGCACGCACUUCAGCAAGAACGGUGGCACAGGCGGGGGUGUGGACAACUCUGAGGACCCUGUGUAUGAGAGUCUAGAGGAGUUCCAUGUGUUUGUCCUCGCCCAUAUAUUAAGAAGACCAAUAGUUGUCGUAGCAGAUACGAUGUUGAGGGACUCAGGUGGAGAAGCAUUUGCUCCAAUCCCAUUUGGAGGGAUUUACCUGCCCUUGGAGGUGCCUCCCAACAGAUGCCACUGCUCACCUCUGGUUCUUGCCUACGAUCAAGCGCAUUUCUCUGCCCUUGUGUCCAUGGAGCAGAGAGAUCAGCAAAGAGAACAAGCCGUGAUCCCCCUGACGGAUUCGGAGCACAAGCUGCUGCCUCUGCACUUUGCAGUGGACCCCGGGAAGGACUGGGAGUGGGGGAAAGACGACAACGAUAACGCCCGGCUGGCCCACCUGAUCCUGUCGCUAGAAGCCAAGCUGAACCUUCUGCACAGCUACAUGAAUGUGACGUGGAUCCGGAUCCCCUCCGAGACCCGGGCCCCUCUGGCACAGCCGGAAUCCCCAACAGCCUCCGUGGGGGAGGACGUGCAGUCCCUGGCCGACUCCCUGGACUCGGACCGGGACUCCGUGUGCAGCAAUUCCAACAGCAAUAAUGGCAAGAACGGCAAGGACAAGGAGAAGGAGAAGCAGCGCAAGGAGAAGGACAAGACCCGCGCGGACUCCGUGGCCAACAAGCUAGGCAGCUUCAGCAAGACGCUGGGCAUCAAGCUAAAGAAAAACAUGGGCGGCCUGGGCGGCCUGGUGCACGGCAAGAUGGGCCGCGCUAACUCCGCCAAUGGCAAGAACGGCGACGCACCCGAGCGCGGCAAGGAUAAGAAGACCAAGUCGCGCAAGGGCAGCAAGGAGGAGUCCGGCGCGUCGGCGAGCACGUCGCCGUCGGAGAAGACCACGCCGUCGCCCACGGACAAGGCGGCCGGGGCUUCGCCGGCCGAAAAGGGCGGCGGGCCGCGGGGCGACGCCUGGAAGUACAGCACGGACGUGAAGCUGAGUCUCAACAUCCUGCGCGCCGCCAUGCAGGGCGAGCGCAAGUUCAUCUUCGCCGGUCUGCUGCUCACCAGCCACCGGCAUCAGUUUCACGAGGAGAUGAUAGGCUACUACCUGACCAGCGCGCAGGAGCGCUUCAGCGCCGAGCAGGAGCAGCGGCGCCGCGACGCCGCCGCCGCCGCCUCCACGGCCAAGCGGCCGCCUCGCAGGCCAGAGACCGAGUGUGCGCCGGGCCCCGAGCGCGCCUCGCCGGGCCCGCCGCGCGACGGCCUGGAGUUCGCCGACGCCGACGCGCCGGCCGCCCGCUCGAACGGUGAGUGCGGCCGCGGCGGCCCGGGGCUGGCGCAGCGGCGCUGCCAGCGCGAGAACUGCGCGUUCUACGGGCGCGCCGAGACCGAGCACUACUGCUCGUACUGCUACCGCGAGGAGCUGCGGCGGCGGCGCGAAGCGCGCGGGGCCCGGCCCUGAGUGCGGCGCGCGCGCCAGCUUUUACCAUAAAGGAUUUCUUUUCCAUUCUGUCGGUGUCUUUUUUACAUGCCCUGGUCAACCGGAAGGCCGGCGACUCCUCUGUCAGUGCUGUGUACGUGUUUGGUCAAACGUUCCUAAUGGUGCCUGAACCUACACUGACGCCACUCAGGUAGUAGACGGAUAGGAAACAAGUCAUACUGUUGGAAGUGGGUGUGCUAGCUAGCAUCUGCCUCGUACCUGUGGAAACUCAAUAGCCAUUGCAAGAGUAUUUUUGUUCUUCAAUAAGAGAAAUAAAGAAAUUUGCAGCCCUUUGUUUUUAGAAGGGAGUGUUUUACAUUUUUUUUUUUUUUGCCUUUUUUCCCCGCCCUCCCCCAACCCAGCGACUGACCUCUUCCACGUAGUGGUCACACGUGUGCGGUCGGUACCACCCAGGGUUUAGAAGCAAACCCGCAGUCCGAGAUGGCGGCGGCUGUGCUGCGGGCUUGCACCUGCUUCCCCUCCCGAGUCCCAGGAGGACAGGAGGCACUGUGCUGCCCGCUGAUGCGCUCUGGUGGUCGCGUGGCCCUUUAGAAAUACACAGCGCCAUCUCAUAAGCAAAACCUCUUCCCACGUCCCCCUCCCCCGCUCGAGCAACAUUCACACUGCCAUCAAAGCCGCAGGCGUCUAGGAUGGGCACCGGACAACCUACCUCGCAGGGCACGGUGAGGUGUAGUGAUUGCUCCCGGUGAGGGCAGCUCAGGUGACAGGAGCUUUCCAAAGACACCUUGGGUCCAAAAAUAAGGUUCCGAACUCAUUAUUUGGAAUUUGCCCGUGUAUGAGCAAAGAUAACAGCCUGCUCACAUUUUUCCUUUGAAGACACUUCCACAAUGAACUAUCAGCGGAGGGCCCCUAGGAAGUGACCAUCGGUGCCCCAGGAGAGAGGCGAGGAAUUGACCCUUUGGUCACUGUGUAAGCCCCCACACUAGGCUGCUGUGAAACCCGGCCUGUGCCUCUUUCCAAAGGGAAGAGGCUGAAGGAAGCCGGGAAGGAAGCCCAUCCCCACCUCCACCUGCAUCUUUCUGGGUUCAGCCAGGUAAAGGGGCUCCACUCCCAUUGGGGUGCCCUCUGCAGGGCAGGGUAACCCUGCCUGUGGCUCCAUAACACAUUGAGGGGGCAGCCCCAUUCCUGAGCGGUCCCUUUUUUGGUGCCUCCUACGUUUCUUGAGGAAAAAAAAAUGUGUCCUUAGCUACCCUGUUUUGAGCAGCAAUAUGCAGCCUCUUCCUUCCAAGAUUACCUCUGGAGAUUACCGUUCUUGGCCAAGGACACUGAGGAGUUAAACCUGCCUCACUAAGGAGAGAUCUUGUUUCCAAGAAAUACGAAUGAGUUGGGUAAAAUCCUCACUAGCAGAAGAAUACUUUAAAACCUGCGAGAGCCUUAGAAUAGCUUCUAAUAAUCCUAAGAAAGAGAGGAGAUAGCGCCCAGCUUUGCUGUGGGUGUAUCCUCAGAAAAUGCAGGAGGUAGACCAUCUCUUCAAUGGAGCCAGCUUCUCCUUCUCCAGAAAGGAUGCUUUUCCCUCUGACAUAAAGAGCAGAAAAAAAAAUAAAAAUAAAUCAAAAAAAAGGGGAUUUUUUUUUACUUGUUUGAAGAAUUAUAGUAAUUUGAGUAUCUCCUGUAAUUCCUUUUUGUUUUUAAUUAUUCCACAGCAUGUGGAGUUUUCAGUAAUUUAUUCAAGUUUUGCAUAAGUGGUUCCUUACUUAAAUCAAAAUUAUUUAUUAAAUAGAAUCUUAAGAAAUUUUUUGGAAGUUUUACUUUUCAUGCCGAACAAUACUUUCAGUGUGUGGUAAUUAGUAACAUCCUUGUCCCUCAUAUUACUGGGGUUUCUUUUGUUACUAAAAAAAAAAAAAAAAGUAGUUUUUUAAAAAUCUCUCAUCGAGAGGGUUUGUGGCAGCUUUUUGGACUGAAUCUUUGUGUCAUGCUGAGCAACUGCUUUGCCAUCCAAAGCUGUGAGGUCACAGGAAGUAUUGCAUCACAUAUAGACACCCAUUACGGCUCUUGCCCCGCCCCUCACUCUUAGAAAGUUGAGACAGCCAACCUUGAAAAUGCUUAAUUGUUCAUUCUGAAACCAAACUCAUGUGCACAAGAAGUCAAGAAGGCAUAAAGUAAUUUUAUGUUUGUUUUUUAAUUUUUUAAUGUUGAAACAGCCAACCAGAAAUUUCCAAAACUGGCUAUGCAAAUAUUUUAUCUUUCUCAUGCCAAGUUUAAAAAAAAAUAAGGUGGGGCAUUGGGGGGCAAACUGAGAAUAAAUACGGUCCAUUGUAAUACCAGAGGAAAACCUUCGAAACCAGGCAGUAUAAUCUGUACGUAUUAUUUUUAAAAAAUGGUGACAUGUUCUAUCUUGUUAAAUUUCAAAGCCCUCUCCGUCCCACCCCACCAGAUAGAUGUGCCAUGAAUAAAAGCCUGAGAUCCAGCUAUUGGCCACCAUGGUGGCUUCUCCAGCCAUGUGGAAGGCCCCUAACUUCAUAUGGUCAUGAGGUGACUCAGCAUGCCAGGGCCCCUGUGGGUACUUGUGCACAUCAUUUACAAAUAGCUGUUUCCUUUUGUGAACGAUCUGGAUCCCUUCCUCUAAACAGUAUUAAAACACAGAGAGAAACUACUGUUAUACUAAACUUACUAGCCCAGUGUGCCAGGAAUGUUCCCUGUUGUUCAAAAGAGCUCUUUAGACCUGGUCCCUGGCCAGAGUUCUCUCAAACCAAGUUAGUUUGUUAGGCUGAAGAGUAACUUAGAAUGCUGUGUUGUUUACACGUGGACCAAGAAGUCCUCUAAUAUCUUCUGUGACUUGGGGGCCCCUUGUGGAUCAGGGAAAGGUUAAGUGGAUUGUAGGCACUGGAGAAAAGGAAGAAAGCCAGUCCUGAUUCCAGAAAGUCUGAGAGCCCCACCUGAGCACCCGUCCUGGACUCGGAGUGCAUGGCAUACCCUGCCUGUGAGUGGCCUUCUAGUCUGAUCUGGCCGACCUCCCCUUUCCAGGAAGGUCAGAUGUCUCUAAGUGACAGCAAGUUUCCAGAAGGAUCCUAUAUACUUCUGAACCCCGGUGGAGGUUGUUUCAGUAAUUUACUUCACAUUUCCCGCACAUGCGCUACCUGGGUAUAUGAUUUUUAUAAAAAUAUUGUUAAAGGAAGGUGUUUUUAAGUGUAUUCUGUGUGUAGAUUUUAUGCUAUGUUACGUUGCAAUUUUACAAGCCAGGUUCAAACUGCACCAUAGAAAUUAUUUUUAUAUUAUUUUCAGAAUAUGCCGCAGAGCAAUAUUUUGCGCCCUUAUAUUGUCACAGGGUUGUCGCCUUGGAAGGGUAACUGCAAGUGGGAAGGGGCUCCACACUGUGUUCUCUUGGAUUUAAGUGCUUUUUGCUAUUUGCUCACAUCCCCUCUGAAAGUGGGAAUAGGUAAAUGUCUUGUCUUUUUUUUAUUGGAAGCUUGAUUUUUUUGUUCUGUCCAUGGAUUUUAGUACUUCACCUUUCCUCUUAAAUGAAUACUUUAGACUCUCUAAGUUACUGCAGACUUUUUCUUACCUUUUACCACCCAGUGAGUGGCUCAACUGGAGUUCUGAAAAGUUUGGAUCUGUUACUUUAAAAAUUUAAUAUUUUCCAAAAUGAUUCAUUAGUUCUAGUAUCUUACCAUCAGGAAUUUGGCGACGCGAGAUAAAAGGUUUCUCCACACCCCCAGUGCACAUUGUUCUCAUCCCCUCCCUUAACAUCCACAAGCUUAUUUUGCAAACCACUCUACUUUGCAAAAAUAAACUUAACCUAUCAAAAUAUAUUUCACAUUAGUUAAGGGAAAAAAAGGGCUGUACUUAUCGGUGGUGGAUAAAUUUGUGAGAGGGGGAAAAAAGGCUCUGCCAAACCCAUGUGUGUUAAGUUCCAUUUCUGCGAGUCUUUCGUGUUUAUUUGCAAGACCUGGAGUAAAAGCUGAAGGCAUCCAUUGCACGUUUGGGGUUUCUUUCUUUAUGAUCUGACUCCUUUCUCCUCAUUGUGGCGUGGACUUUACAAAGUAAGUUCUUCCAGUGUUUUGGUUUUUUUUUUUUCCUUUUCUUUUUUCAAUGCUUCUAAUAAAUAAGACAAAAAUGCGUUUCCAUGGCUGAGUGAGCCCUGCCUUGCCGGACUUCAGCUGCUGUGGCAUCACCCCGUGGGCUGCUGAGGCGGCCUCUGCUCUGGCUAAAUCUGGUUCUGCUGCCACCUGAGGGCACACACACCGUGGAAAGGCCCGGAGGUGGCUGGCCCUCCAGGCACCAGACAGAAGGUACCCCCUUCCAAAAAGCCUUAAAGUGGUGGCUCUCUGGAGACCCCUGGGCACCACCUCCAUUCAGUCCUGACGAUAAACUGUUUUCUGCUCACACUGCCCCGUUUUGGUGUGGCUCUCCAGGGCAGAAAGGGGGCGCUCAAUUUCGUCCUUUCAUCCACAGCCACCCCCGGCCCCCACGCCUACUCUGCAAUACUGGUUCUGCUAGCACAGAGCACAGAGCAUGUUUCUGACAGUGCUGCCUGUGACACGGGAGUGGGUCCAGGAUAGCUGGUCCUAGAAAGACCUGCAGGGCAUGCAUGGUGGGGACCCCCCACACACUCACCCUGAGGAAACCCCCCCCGGGCUACAUGGAGCAUUUCCACGGUGCAGUGCUUUGGAAGAUAGACACUACGACUCCAAGCAGCUUCAAGAUGGCCUGUUAGCAGCUGCGUAGUCAGCAUCAUGCCCAAAAGCAGCCCUUCUUGGACCACGCCACCUCCAGCAGAGAAGAGAGAGGGAGAGGCCCUGCAUGCGUCCUCCGAAAUAACUGGCACGUGCAGGCCCUGCAGCAAGAGUGUGCUUUACUCAAGGGGGCUGACUUAACACAUAACCCCAGGGAUAAACAGUCCUAGCCAGGUCACCGUUUCUAUUAAUUCUGCAAGGUCUUCUGUUGAAAUGUGCAUUUUUACUGUUUGAUUCUGCAAAAAAAGGAGUCCCGCCAGCCUCCAUUGUGUAUGUAUAGAAGGAUGCCCACGGCUUAUGCUUUUUUAUUCACCCAAGAGAACUUCUUAGUACAUACAUGUGUGUACAUACAUGUGUGUAUUCAUACAUACACACAUACAUAUAAUCAGUUCUUUACAAGGUGAAGAGUACCCGUUGGUUUUAAGGGUAUAGACUAAAUCUGCUCAAAACCAAAUCAACCCGUUAAAGUUAAGGAGGACAAGUUAGUAAAACCAGCUGUUUGACAGUAUCUACAAACAUUGGAGGGUGACUUUCAAUGAAGAAACAUUCUAGUCCCACUCCAUUACCUCUCUGACCUUCUCCUCCUCUGUUGUUAGCUACUCUGUCCCAGCCACAUGGGCCCGCCUCAGAGCCUUUGCACAUGCUGUUCCUCCUUGCACCUGGAAUGUUCUCCCCCACCCCCCGAGCCACCUCCCUCACCCUUCACUACUUGCCAGUCUUUGCUACAAUGUCACUUUCAAGGAGGCCUUCCCUGACUUAUUGAAAAGAACAGCACACCCCACCCUCCCUGCUACCUCCCUGUGCAUUGUUUGCGUGUUUAUUGCCAUUUGAGUGCUGCACAUAUGAAUUAUUCAUUUUCUGUCCUUCCUCCAACCCCCAUAGAAUGUAAGCUCCAUGUGGGCAGGAAUUUUUGUAUGUUUUGCUCACUGCUGUAUUCCUGGUGCCUACAACAGUGCCUGACACAUAUUAGGCACUGGAUAAAUAUUUGUUGAAGAAGAGAAAUGAAAUCAGUUAUCUGAUAACUAUUAAGCCUAAUAAUACCAAUUUCAACCUUUAUCUAAUCCAUAGUCCACUAUUGUCCCCAGGUGGGGAAAAUUUUAGCUGAUAAAGUAGCAUGGCUGCUUCUCCAGCCCGCAGUCCAUGAUGCCAGAUAUGACAGUGAGCACAUCAACCCGACUAUGGCAGGCUUCUUCACGUCUCUGUGAAGGCCUGCCCAGUGACCCUCCCCUACAGCUAUGAGACUCCACUGUUUACAGAACAAGCUGCAGCAGGGACAGGUUUCCUACAGGGUGCAUCUCACAGGCACACUGAUGGACCUCCAUGAUGUUGUUGUGGGCCUGAACCAUUCUAGGGAGCCCCUUAUAAUCAGCCCUUUGGACACUGUUCCUCCACAGUGUCUCCAGGGAGACAGGCAUUCCUUCCUAUACCAAACUCAGGUGGCAGCGAUGGCCCAGCCCAGGGAAGGGAGUCAAUCUGACCACUAGAAGGACCCAUUCUCAUGUCACCAAAAGCAGGCCUGCAGAGGAAGAGGAGCUUGUCACGCAGAAUAACAGGGGCAGGCAUGGGGACCUGGACUGACGAAGCUGGAAGCAGCAGGGGCAGAGAACCAAGGCCCCUCUGAGUCUCCCCCUCCCUCAUUGGUGGGCACGUGCUGGAGGGACAGAGCCUUGACACCACAGAGCCAAACAACACAUGCCUCCGUGGCCCUGGCCCCCCAGAGCAAGAGGCCCUCAAUGCAGUCGGAUGACCUCACUAACGAGCAGGGGAGGGAUAGUUCCUCCUCUGAACGGCCCACCCCUGCAGGAUGAUUUUCACAACUACCUAACCUUGGUGUUUACUUCCAGGUCCUUUGGCCAAAUGUGUUUUCCUCUAAAAGUUGUUGGCAAAAUACUGUUAUAAGCUUCUUAUAGGACCUCUGUCCUACUGUAACCUGGUUAAAAGGCUUUGUCCUUCUCUUUAACCUCCUUCCAUGGUUUUUUGCUGUCAUUUCUCUGGUGCCAUAUUUUAGGGUCCCUCAUGGUGGGGAUGUGAGGUCCCCUUCAUAACACUCCCUCCGCGCCUGCCCGGCAGACAGUAAGUGGGCCCACACAUGUGUGUCCCUUUGGUUAAAUUGCCAAAUAAACGACAUCCCUUUCAUUGCUGCCCUAACAAGCUGGGGGGCGCACUCCUGCCAGUACUCAGAACACGGGCGUUCCCAGGGCUGCCCCCUUGAUACACUCAAACCUUUCUCCACAGCAGGUGCCCUGGGGUCUGCCUAAGUUCUUCCUACACAUUCUUCCCGCCUGCAUGAAAUGGAAUCCAAGCACCUGACUUGGAAUUACAAUUUGGCAGGCGGGAAUGGGGCAGCUUGUCUCCACUAAUUUAUGACCAAAACUAGUAACACGACCGUGAUCAUGGUUGGAGAUCAGCCAUGGCCUGGAGCCUCAGUAUAAAGGCAAACUCCACCUCUGACAGAGCCAGUCACCACUCAACACAGGAGGGAAGCCUGGGUCCUCAGUCACAUCAACAGAGGAGCUAUUAGAGGUGCAGGGAGGCUGGCCUGAAUGUACUCACAGCCUCAUCUGCGGAGUUUGAACCCUGUUCACCAUCCUCUUUGAUUAAGUUGGUCUUGUUUUAACCAAGGGUUGUUGAAGUGUAACUGCUUUGUUCCUUCAAACAUGCGUUGGGCCUAUGAGAGUCAGUGAAUGUUGUUUCUCUGUUUCUGUCCCUUACUUUUUUUUCUUUUUUUGGUUCAUUUGACCCAUUUUGGGAUGAAAUAUGUUACUUUGUUUCCCCAAUUUACUUGAUUACUGUGGACGGAAGAGAACACUGAAGCAAAAACGGGUCAUAAAUCCUGUUACUUUGACCCAAAUUAUCCAGAGCCCUUUUCCACCUGGGAGUGUUCAUUUUAAUUCAAUACAAAUAUUCUUUUCCACCUGGUCCAUUCUUGGAGAAGGAACCCGUUAUAAGAGCUGUCUUUGGUGGUUGGGUUGUUACUUUAUUAAGUAUUAAAGCACUAAACCAAUUUUUGCAAUAUGUAGUAAAUCUUGCUUUCAUUUUGGAAAACUUCCAGUAAUGACUACUGCACUUUUUAUAGAAGAACUGUAUUUCAUUUCUUUCUUUUAUGAAAGAUUAUUUCAAGUAAAAAUAGCUCUGUAAUCCGUGUGACAUGGCUUCUCCAUUACUUGACACAGAGAGAAGCUUUCAUGCCUA
Molecule: messenger RNA, 11350 nt
Organism: Ailuropoda melanoleuca (giant panda)
Lineage: Eukaryota; Metazoa; Chordata; Mammalia; Carnivora; Ursidae
Gene: OTUD7A
Product: OTU deubiquitinase 7A
Biological process (GO): protein K48-linked deubiquitination; protein K11-linked deubiquitination; protein K63-linked deubiquitination
Cellular component (GO): cytoplasm; nucleus
Molecular function (GO): cysteine-type deubiquitinase activity; K63-linked polyubiquitin modification-dependent protein binding; DNA binding
Source: RefSeq, a predicted model, not a curated record